Messenger RNA from Mya arenaria, 986 nucleotides. RefSeq lists its product as uncharacterized. Lineage: Eukaryota; Metazoa; Mollusca; Bivalvia; Myida; Myidae. The record is from RefSeq and is a predicted model, not a curated record. The transcript is spliced from 4 exons. The coding region runs from base 1 to 984 and encodes 327 amino acids.
AUGAGAAAGCAACGCGGUGGAUCCGGGCACCGCCAGUCAACGCGCCGUCCAUGCCAGAACUCAGACGGCAACAUAUACGGAGGUUCGUCAAAGCGUCACAACACAAAAGAGGACCAGUUACCACCUCGGUCACCAUUCCGUUACUUACCUUACCCAGAUUCCAGUGAUCCUCUCGCGGGUUGUAGCUCGUCGACCAUCCCAACCGUCCGUGUGCCUGACUUCCGGUCAGCUUCCGCGUUUGUGUUUGCCUCUACACCCGAAAGCCCGCGGUAUCAAGCGACAAACAACCACUUGGUUGACGUCCGACCAAACCGGGGGAUGCCGGUGCAGAAAGUAGAUACGGUUGUGUGUAUGGAUGAGGGACGGCGGGUCGUACGGGCGAAAGGCAUUCACGAUGACGGGGAAGACUACACCGCCUUCAUGUAUCAGGUCAGGGAGGCCGGAAAGGAGGCCAGUAACGUCUUUGACCUCAGCUGCCGACUUGCGGACAUUAUGUGCAGCUCACUUUGUGUGACGGUGUUUGUUGGCGUUUCCAUGGCAAUACCUCUGACAAUGUUCUCAAUAGGUGUGAAAUACUGGGAAGACUGUCCAAAGGAUGCACGAGUGCCUGUCUAUCUAAUCGUGGGAGGUUGUUGCGGGCUUGUCAAGCUGAUAGCAACUCUCUGGCGUAACGUACAAACACGGCGGCACCACCGCCUUAUAGACGAACCAGACGUGGAGGGGGCCUUUACUAACCAAACUUUCCGAACCAUGGACACCUUACUUCUGUUGUUUCUCGUUGGUUGGCAAGUGGCAGGAACGAUAUGGACGUUCAAUAUUUGGCGGCCUCGCUUUGAACCACUCUUACACCAGCCUAGUAACUGGUGUGAUAGAACCGUGUACAUGUUCGCAGUUUACCAGUUGAGUUCAACUUAUGCUGCUACUUCUGUGUUCAUGUUCCUACUUCUUUUACUGACAUGUUGUCAAAAGUGUCAAUCAUAUUAACU